This is a messenger RNA of Vicia villosa (hairy vetch), 1753 nucleotides long. Its product is annotated as tRNA threonylcarbamoyladenosine dehydratase-like. Gene Ontology annotation, cellular component: plastid. NCBI's taxonomy places the organism in Eukaryota, Viridiplantae, Streptophyta, Magnoliopsida, Fabales, Fabaceae. Bases 157 to 1536 code for a protein of 459 amino acids. Gene Ontology annotation, molecular function: ubiquitin-like modifier activating enzyme activity; tRNA threonylcarbamoyladenosine dehydratase activity. The transcript is spliced from 11 exons. The record is from RefSeq and is a predicted model, not a curated record. Gene Ontology annotation, biological process: cyclic threonylcarbamoyladenosine biosynthetic process.
UUCAACCAAGUUCGAGCAGAGUCCUGACCCGGUUGCCGUUAUACUUACACCCGAAACCAAACACAAACCGCCGAAUCAGACAGCCUCUCGCCGAUGUCACACCAGUACCAAAGUUAACCGAAAACCAAAAACCUUAAAUAAAAAAAAAAUAAAAAAAUGGAGAGAACCAAAUGUUUGGCUUUAGUUGGAGGUGGUGCUCUUAUAGGCUCUCUCUCAACGUUCUUUCUUCUCAAACUUCUCCAAACUCAAAAAAGAGGUGUUCGACGGAACUACACUGAGAAUGGUACUACUGAAUUGAAUGGUUUUGAGGGACGCACUAUUAGUGGAAAGAAGAGUGAUAAGGUGGUUAGUGACGAUCUUUUGAAAGAUGAGAUUGUUUCUGAACACUUGUCUAGGAAUAUUCAGUUUUUUGGAUUUGAAUCACAACAGAAGGUUAGCGCAUCAUAUGUUGUGGUAGUUGGUCUUGGAGGGGUUGGUAGUCAUGCUGCUUCUAUGCUCUUGAGGACAGGGAUUGGCAAGCUUCUUCUUGUAGACUUUGAUCAGGUUUCUCUUUCAUCACUAAAUCGACACGCUGUUGCGACAAGAGCAGAUGUUGGCACCUCAAAAGCUCAGUGCCUUAAGGAGCAUUUCUUAUCAAUCUUUCCGGAGUGCCAAAUAGAUGCAAAAGUGUUGUUAUAUGAUUCAUCAACUGAAGAAGAAAUUCUCUCUGGCAAUCCUGACUAUGUUCUGGACUGUAUUGAUAACAUCGAUACGAAGGUGGCACUUCUUGCUGCAUGUGUACGUAGGGGAUUAAAGGUUAUAUCUGCCACUGGGGCUGGAGCUAGAGCUGAUCCAACAAGAAUACGCAUCGCUGAUCUAAGAGAGUCUACUAAUGAUCCAUUAUCUCGAUCGGUAAGACACCGUUUGAAGAAAGAAUAUGGCAUUGAAGGUGGCAUCACUGUUGUGUUUUCUUUAGAAAAGCCCAAAGUUAAGCUACUUCCAUUUAAGGCUCCAAGUGGAGAAGAGGAAAACCCUUCAGACUAUCAGGUAGUUCCAGGUUUUAGGGUCCGAAUCAUACCUGUUCUAGGCACCAUCCCUGCAAUAUUUGGACAAAUCAUGGCCUCCUAUACCUUGACGAAUUUAGCAGGAUUACAGGUUCAAACAGAACCUAUAGUUAAUUUUGACAUGGAUCAUUACCAUAUUCUUCAUCAACGCCUUAUUGAGCAUGAGGAGACAUUGUAUGGAACUUCCAUGCAAGUGCAGGUAGAUGUCGAAGAAGUGAUGUAUAUUACAAAAGAAUUAUGGCAUGGAAGAAGUGCUAGAGAGCAGCAUGUGAAAGACGUUGGACGAGGAAUGUGGCGAUCAAUAAAUGAAUUAAUGCUUGUGAGGUGGGACAGCACAAAACCGGCAUCUGUUUCAAAUUUGAUUCUUUUGAAAUUCAAAGAGGUGGAUGAGCAUGAGUCACGGACAUUGGAUGAUAUAAAGGAAAAGGAACCAGAGUUUUACAGUAGAGUGAUAGCUGUGUUAAAACGAGCUGAAAAUGACUUUGGAUUAUGACAUUAGAGGGAUUAUAGCCAUUCCAUUUGGUAUAAUAGUGUUGUAUGUCUAAUAGUUUAUUUAUUUAUUAUAAUGCAAGAGACAAUUUGUUCUUGAUGCAGAAUGCUUUAGGACUAACGAGUGUGGUCAAGGUUAUAUUCUUAAUAGUAUUAGUAAGUGAUAUGUGAUUCUUUUGUUGGAAUUUUUAUGAAUUUGUUAACCUUGAUAAUUCUUGUUA